GACUAAGCGUGCUAUACUGUGCUUGCGAUGAUUUCUUUUUGAGUCUAAAACUUACCUAAGCCAAUAGUUGACAGCAGUUCCAAAAUGGCGUACAAGUUGGUUUGGAUGAUAGCCGCGGUUCUGGCGGCUGUAGCCGCAAUAUCCAUACAUGGAGACUAUGAAACAAAAUUCGACGAAGACGACGAUUUGGAGGAGUACAAUGAACGAGAAGGAAAAUUAUUGUUCCCAUUCGUGAGCAUCGUCCGUUUCGCCAACACGGACUGUUCCAGCACGAAUACCAUGAACGGCACGUGUCUGGCGCGCCGGGAGUGCAACAACCUCAACGGCACCAUCACCGGCUCCUGCGCUAGUAGGAGGGGCCGAUGCUGCAUCGGUAAGUUGAAACAACCCUACGUUUAA
Ostrinia nubilalis (European corn borer) is the source of this 399-nucleotide messenger RNA. RefSeq lists its product as uncharacterized. The transcript is spliced from 2 exons. The record is from RefSeq and is a predicted model, not a curated record. The coding region runs from base 85 to 399 and encodes 104 amino acids. NCBI's taxonomy places the organism in Eukaryota, Metazoa, Arthropoda, Insecta, Lepidoptera, Crambidae.